AUGCUUUUGCAAUGUGUUGUACAGGUGCAAGAGCCUUCUAACACAGACCUUCAGAACGCCAUCGUACAAAAGGUCUACAGCAGACUCAACUUGCCGCUGCCCUACGACCCGAACCUACGAUGCAUGCGCAUCGACAACCUAUUCCGGCUUGCAAACUACAGAGUUCGCACAGUCGGUAUUUCAGAGAUCAAGACCACGUUCUCCAGCGUGAUGGAGAUGCCCGAGCAGCUAGCGCUGUAG
Molecule: messenger RNA, 240 nt
Organism: Phytophthora sojae
Lineage: Eukaryota; Oomycota; Peronosporomycetes; Peronosporales; Peronosporaceae
Exons: 2
Coding region: 1-240 (79 amino acids)
Source: RefSeq, a predicted model, not a curated record